GUGUGGUAAACAUUUGUUUAGAAGAGUGAACGUUGGAGUAAUGUAUAAGAAUUAAAGAAUACAAGAGUGUCUCAUUUUGUGUUCUAAGUAAAUGCAAAAGUUGUAUAAAAUUAACAAUGAUUAUAGAAGAUCAAGAGUCGUUUAAAAGCUGGCUUUCGGCCGUACUGGAACCUUUGUGUGACGCUGAUCCUGUUGCCUUAGCGAAGUAUGUUUUUGCAUUGGUGAAAAAGGACAAACCACCAGGAGAACUUCGUGCUAUCAUGAUUGAACAGCUCGAUGUUUUUCUACAGCAAGAGACAAAAAAUUUUGUCGACUUGCUAUUCAAGACAUUGGAAACACAGGCGUACAGCUUGCAAGGCCGCUCUGCUGUCGUCAGUCCAGCUGUACCUCAAGAAACACCUGCUACAGUACAAACGCAUCAGCCAAUGCAGCUGUGUGUAGUGCAGGAGUCUCAGCCAAUUACCAAUCAUCAGGUAACGGCAGCUCAGACUAAUGGUAUUGUGGCAGUUUCCCUCCAGCGCCGUGAGGCUGACAGCUCGUCGAGACCAGUCCACCGAAAAUCUGACUCUGAUAAAGAAGAAAAAUCGCGUAGAAGGCACAGGAGUUCCACUUCACCACCACCUUCUCGAGGGAGGUCCAGAUCCCGCUCGUGGGAGCGUUCUCGAAGAUCACGAAGCAGAGGCAGAGAACGUGACAGGAGUCGUGCUUGGCGAAACAAAUCCCCUCCACCUGGAGGGAGUGGCAGCAGCCGUGGGCGCCGCCGCACUUGGUCACGCUCUCCACCGCCGCCGUCUGGUGGCAUCCGUUCACGUGGGGCUUCACGUUCACGCAGUCGCAGUCCCCGCUACAAUCAUCGCAGUUCACGCUACCGCAAUAGGUCACCACCACCGAGGUCGUCAGUUUCCCGGUCACGGUCCCAUUCUCUAGACCGUUCGGCCAGAGACAAGAAGGAGCCGCUGUCUGGUGCAGCGACUCCGACACAGGACAGCAACCACGGCGAUGUUGAUAUGAGGCUGACGACAACGUCACAGAGCAUUCAGAGUGUUGUCAGCGCUUGCAGCAAACCUGCCGUGUCUGCUACAGCUGCUGGAGUCGCAAUACCUGACAACUCUGCAUCUACUCCCACAUUUCUACCGAAAAGGCGGUGUCGAGAUUUUGACGAAAAAGGGUACUGUAUGCGUGGGGAUCUGUGCCCUUAUGACCACGGUAAUGAUCCAGUGGUUCUGGAAGAUGUGGCAUUGUCGAGAGUCCUGGCGUUUGGGCCCGGAGCUGGGACACACACACUCCCACCCACGGGCACCACGCCUGCUGCGCCGGAGCAUGUCGCACCUGCACCCGUCACCACACUGGAGACGCAUCCUCCGCCAUCUCACAACCUACGGCCUCCCACCGCAGUGCGACCUACGCACAUGGAGUACAACCCAGACGCUCCUAGUAUGGAACCCAGAAUAAUGUGGGGCAGGCAACAGUUUCGCAGUGCACCCCUAGGUAUGCGUGGCGGUACAGUUCGUGGAGCUGUAAACCGUUCCGUGGCAUACAACCCACAACCUCAGCGGGAGCUGAUCAGUGUGCCGGUGACAGAUGAGGUGGGACAGCAGGAACAGCCACAGACGCAGCAGCAACAACAACAACACCAGCAGCAGCAGCAGCAGCAGCAUCCGGAGCAGCAGCAAGCUUACCAGGCUGCACACUAUGGCAAGAGGAAUGUCACUCCAGUGGAUCAGGCGAGAGAAGUAGCAGCAAAGAAAAAACCAGGAUUUGAUUUCAACCGCCUGGGACCUCGACACAAAAAUCCGAACAAUUGUUCACUUGAGCUGAAGAAGGUGCCAAGACCUCUAAACAAUAUAACACAUCUCAACAAUCACUUUUCAAAGUUUGGCAAGAUUGUCAACAUUCAGGUAUCAUACGAGGGAGAUCCGGAAGCUGCGAUAGUGACUUUCUCGAGUCAUGCGGAAGCGUAUGCUGCGUAUAGAAGCACUGAAGCCGUGCUCAACAAUCGCUUCAUCAAAGUUUUCUGGCACAACAGUGGAACAAAUAAUGAGGCCAAACAGGAAAAUGUGACACCACCACGACCAUCGGUGAAAGAUCGGCUGGGAGUGGCCGUUGUCCCCUCAGUAGCCCCGUCACCCACCGCCGUCAAGGUGCUCGACACUUUACAGCUCGAGCAGGAACCUGUAGAGAAGGUGAUAAUGUCAGGAAACAACUUGACAAAAACAGUAUACAUACCUACGGCCUUGAAGAAAGCCAAUGUGGGCACGACUGCACCAACUGUCGUUCAGGAGAACAGAGUUUCUGUGAGUCGGCAGAAGGCUGCCGCUGCAAUCAAGAAGACACAGGACAUGUUGGCAGUCAAGGAGAUUCUGAAGAAGAAACAUGAAGAGAAAAGAAAGGAAGCAAUGAAAUUAACUGCUGAUCUCCGGAAACGAAAGCAAGAGCUGCUGGAAAAACAGCUUGCAGAACAGAAAUCACUUAUAGAACGGCUGGAGAAAGGUGUUGCUCCAGAGCAGCGUGAAGCCCUCAUGGCAACUAUAAAAAAACUGCAGGAGACAAUUGAGCAAAUCCGAAAAGACCUGAGUUCCUCUGUAGUUCCUACUGUCAAAAGCACUUCCUCUCUCAGUGCUGGAGGAUUAACUAAAAAGACUGUUCAAGAGGCACAACGUGAAAUUCUGGACGCGGAGCUCGACUUGUUCACCCGACAACAGGAAGGAGGAGACACGUCUGAACUCCAGAGGCGUGUGGCAGAGUUGAAGAUGGCAGCCCACUCCCUAGGUCUCCUGCGGCCGGCUCCAAGGGUGGCUCGAGGUGCAGCUACACUUUCCCACCGAUCAGCAGUUGGCAGGGGGAGGGGCAGAGGCUACGCACAUGUUUCUGUCGACCAUCGACCUACUAAGGUCCUCGUAUCAGGAUAUGAAGAGGAUGAGAAAGAUGAUGUUGUCAGUCACUUUGCACAAUUUGGAGAGGUUGUAGACUACGUAGUUGAUGAGUCGACACCAUCUUUGAUCUUGAACUACAAGUCGAGGAAGGAAGCGGAGCUGGCAAUUCUGAAGGGCCGAACAUUUCAGGACCGACUGCUGUCAGUGACGUGGUGUGGAGGAGGACAGCCAGCUACAACCCGUCUCAGAUCGGGAUCGGUGAGUGGGAGCCUCAUGUCGACAGUCCACCUGCACCCUGGGGGUGGCGCCCACCGCCAGGUCGUGCUGGUGGGAGGAGCGGGCAGCGACGGUGGGCUUGAUGAGCCUCUUGCUGAUGACGAGGAGGAGAUUGGUGGUGCCGAACUGAGUGAAGAUGUUCUCCUCCAGGAUGACGAGGAAGAGGAGGAAGAUGGAGAAGAUCGAAGCUGGCGGCGAUAGCACUGUACUGCACUUCUGUGAUACACAAUGAAAAGAAAUUGGUUUCAGUGCUUUUGUUCUGCCUUGGUGAUAUAUUUGUUCACUGCUUAGAGAGGUGUAACAUUAGCUUUCAUUGUAUAAAUUUCUUUAUAUUUGGUACAAAGCAGUUCGCGUUUAGUCACUUGUAUUAUCUUUUCCCACCCAUUCCUGUAUGUGAAAUGUAGUAUUGUGUAUAUAACUUCAAGUCUCUGUGUGGGUUUCUCCUCCUUGUCUUUCAGGUAUGAGCUUCAUUAUGUUCUGUCAUUGAUUUGUGUUAGGUAGACAAGCCAAAUUUGGGGUCACUACGUACAUGACUAGUAAUUUAUGAAAUACAGCUGAAUCCCACUAGAAGCAGAGGCUGCCAGCAAGGUCACUGCGCAGAUCCUGGCACACUACUGAGGCAUACACAUACCAGUGUUUAAUGUGACUGAUCUAAAAAAUUAAAAUGACUUUCUGUUGUAUACUGUCAGUUAUCUGCAAUUAUAAAAAUGAUGUUGUAGACAUGUCCUGAAUUUAUCACCCUGCGUUCAGUACGAACUGUACCAACUGUUGUAAUUAUACAGUUUGAAAAGUAAAUUGCAAAGAUAAAUUUUC
Molecule: messenger RNA, 3962 nt
Organism: Schistocerca americana (American grasshopper)
Lineage: Eukaryota; Metazoa; Arthropoda; Insecta; Orthoptera; Acrididae
Gene: swm
Product: RNA-binding protein 26
Exons: 21
Coding region: 117-3350 (1077 amino acids)
Biological process (GO): mRNA processing
Cellular component (GO): nucleus
Molecular function (GO): metal ion binding; RNA binding
Source: RefSeq, a predicted model, not a curated record